AUGUCUUACCACCAGCAGCAGUGCAAGCAGCCGUGCCAGCCUCCUCCUGUGUGCCUACCCUCGAAGUGCCCUGAGCCUUGUCCUCCUCCAAAGUGCCCUGAGCCUUGUCCUCCUCCAAAGUGCCCUGAGCCUUGUCCUCCUCCACCAUGGCAGCCAAAAUGCCCUCCGGUGCAAUCUCCACCAUGCCAGCAGAAGUGUCCACCCAAGAAUAAGUGA
Molecule: messenger RNA, 216 nt
Organism: Mus pahari (shrew mouse)
Lineage: Eukaryota; Metazoa; Chordata; Mammalia; Rodentia; Muridae
Product: small proline-rich protein 2B-like
Exons: 2
Coding region: 1-216 (71 amino acids)
Cellular component (GO): cornified envelope
Source: RefSeq, a predicted model, not a curated record